ACUUAUCUAUAUUUUUUGUUAAUUUAGAUACGCCAUUCCUUGAAUAUGCGGGUUCGAGUUAUUAUCUGGGUUCUACUUUGCGUAAACAGGGUCGUAGUCCUAAAGGGGAUCUUUUAAUCAAAUUUUCCUGAUCGCUUUUGCUCCCUAAUUCCAUCUUACCGGCCUCUUUUUAAUUUCUCUUCCUGUGUAAGCCAAUGCUGUUUUCUGCAAAAAACAAAGGCUAAUUUCCCUUGCUUACCCCAUUCAAAACCAACCCUACGCAACUCAAGCGCAAUGUUUAAGACAUGGUCCGCCUGCUCUUCUCUGUUUUGUAAGGUGACCCGUGUAAGUUACUGGAAAUGAAAGAUAGAGGUGAAGGAAGAUAUCUAAAAAAUCAUGAAGAGGCCAACUUCACGGAGCAAACAGAAGCAGGCUGCAUUGUGAAGUGCUUGUUCUUCAGCCCAAACCGCUAUUGUCAAUCAGCCAACUAUUUCCCUGUGACCAAAACCUGUCUGACCAGCACGUCGACCCGCCAUCAACACCCAGAGGACUUUGUCUACGCACCGGGGAGUGUUUAUCUUGGAACUGUGAACGACUGCGUUACUGGUUCAUGUCCGAGUGACCUGAUGUGCAAGGCUGACUUCGUGAAUGGCGGGUUCUCGUGCGUCUCUCCUAUUGCAUUACGACCACGCGUGAUACCCAAGCCGUGUGACUCGAGUCCCUGCAGUAAUGGCAGUGUUUGUAACAACACACAAGACGGCAAAAACUACACGUGCACCUGCUCUCCUGGAUAUACGGGAAGACACUGUGACACGGUAAUACUCAAGCCGUGUGACUCGAGUCCCUGCAGUAAUGGCAGUGUUUGUAACAACACACAAGACGGCAAAAACUACACGUGUACUUGCUCUUAUGGAUAUACGGGAAGACAUUGUAAUACUUUAAAAAAGCUGUCCUGUGAAGACAUUGUUUGCCAAUAUGGCGGCACGUGUAUCACGAUGAACGACGGUAUUGGCUGUGUUUGCGCCUUUGGAUUUACAGGGGGCCGCCGUGAAACGCCAAUCGAGUGCGUAGAGUACCACAACCUAUCAGAACCUGAUCGAAAUGUGAAUGCCGCACGUGUUGGAAGGUUCUGUGACGACAAAUUGAUAUUUGGCCAAUGGUAUCGAUUCGUUGGUGCUGCAGGAACGCGUAUAAUCAACCAUUGCCCCACAUCGGAGCAGCAACACUGCAAUACCGACAACCAGGUCUGGUUGCUAGAUGAUCAGCCCAAACCUGGACAAAUUAGAAAGGUACUCAGGAAUAGCAUUCUCGCCAACUACAAUUGUUACAACUGGCCUGGUAAAACUAACGCGACACACUGCAACGACUUCAUAGUGUAUAAACUAUGGCCGCUCAACUGUAAUAUUCGCUACUGUACCGAAGGUUAGGACAAGCAGUUGAGGAAUUUAGCAUAGCAUAAGGAAGGUAAUCCGGACUGAUAGUAGUAGAUCUAGCACACGCUAUACCUUACUGAUGAUGAAAUAAGAGACCGCUUUUACACGGUUUUUGUAAUAAGUUUUUUCCCCGCUCAUAAACUUAGGGCUACAUGUAAACAGGCUAACCGAAAAGGGAAGAACAAAAUCAGUAUAAACAGUGCAAAAAGCAUAAUAUGAUAAAGUAAACAUUAUUAUGAUUAAACAAUGUGUCCGCUACGAAAUAUCGUAAACUAGUUAUCAAAGGGCAUGAAUCAUUAGAAGCAUAGCAGUACAAUAAAACUGUGCGUUUAUCAGGGCUUCCUAUUAUCGCCGUCCCCUUUUCCAUAGAUAAUCAAAGAUUUGGCAAGAGACCAUGAUAUCUAUCAUGGUCUCUUGUUUUUUGACAUUUUUCUUUUACGGCGGUUCUCAAUAUCAGCUUUUACCAUUUAUCAUUAUAUUCUGUUUGGACCAGGCUUGGUGUGUAUGCAGGGUAAUCGACAAGCUAUCGAGCCUUAUGGUCUCAUUAAAAAUGUGUUUAUCAUCGUAACUUACUAAAUCUUCUCUUUAAUUCAGUGGAAAUUUGACUGUUUGUUUUUUUUACACUUAUUUUAAAAGUCACGUACGUCAAAGCUAGUUACAUAGAAGUUGCACUGCCGACAUUAAAUCACAAAUUUGUUUUGUGUCUUGAAAAAGGAAGAUGAAAUCCUUAUAAUUCUUAUUAUAAAUAUCUCACCUAAUAAAAUAGUAAAGUCUUCC
Nematostella vectensis (starlet sea anemone) is the source of this 2189-nucleotide messenger RNA. RefSeq names its product neurogenic locus Notch protein. Bases 339 to 1406 code for a protein of 355 amino acids. The record is from RefSeq and is a predicted model, not a curated record. Gene Ontology annotation, cellular component: plasma membrane; protein-containing complex. NCBI's taxonomy places the organism in Eukaryota, Metazoa, Cnidaria, Anthozoa, Actiniaria, Edwardsiidae. Gene Ontology annotation, biological process: establishment or maintenance of epithelial cell apical/basal polarity; heterophilic cell-cell adhesion. The transcript has 6 exons.